Messenger RNA from Gamsiella multidivaricata, 705 nucleotides. RefSeq names its product ankyrin repeat-containing domain protein. Gene Ontology annotation, molecular function: protein binding. NCBI's taxonomy places the organism in Eukaryota, Fungi, Mortierellomycota, Mortierellomycetes, Mortierellales, Mortierellaceae. The transcript has 4 exons. The record is from RefSeq and is a predicted model, not a curated record. Bases 1 to 705 code for a protein of 234 amino acids. Gene Ontology annotation, cellular component: anaphase-promoting complex.
AUGGCGCGACCACAGCAAGGAUGCACCGACCACGGCCAACCGGGACAUAUCUGCAACCACAGUCCGAGCUCCAUCGCCGAGAACCUUGACGAGAUCGAAUUCAGUCGAUCGAUCCACGCCGCAUGCAUUAGCAACAAUCUCACUCGGGUCCAAACCAUCCUCUCCAAAGGCAACAGCCGUGGUGUUUCCCCUGCCAAUGCUCUUGACACCGCUGGAUAUACAGCUCUGCACUAUGCGAGCAGGGCAGGCAACAAAGAGAUCUGCACGCUCCUCCUGAACGCCGGCGCCGACAUCGACGCCAAAACCCCCGAGCUCGGUGCCACUCCGCUAAUGCGAGCCGUACAACAGAAUCACAUCGCCAUCGCCCGGCUCUUGGUCUCCUAUGGCGCUAGUAUCGAUGACCAUAAUGCUGAUCAGGAAAAUGUCUUUCAUAUUGUGGCCGUCGCCGCAUCAGGAGGAAUGAACAAUAAUAAUGAUCCGGAGGUGUUUCUGGAGCUAGUGCGAUGGCUGAGGAUCAAGGCUGACUCCCAGGAAGUCAUGAGCGAUAGUCAAUACUGUCAAGUCCACUGGCGCGAUGCAGAUCUCAUCAACAUCGAGACGGAAUGGGAGUCUGAAGAUCUGCCGGAUGACUCCAUCACGGUGCCCUUGAACGAGCAGCCGGCAUCUACAGAGGAAAGCGAACAAGGUACGCAGGAUAGCCCUUAG